Molecule: messenger RNA, 453 nt
Organism: Drosophila mojavensis
Lineage: Eukaryota; Metazoa; Arthropoda; Insecta; Diptera; Drosophilidae
Product: mitochondrial import receptor subunit TOM20 homolog
Exons: 1
Coding region: 1-453 (150 amino acids)
Biological process (GO): protein import into mitochondrial matrix; protein targeting; tRNA import into mitochondrion
Cellular component (GO): mitochondrial outer membrane; mitochondrial outer membrane translocase complex
Molecular function (GO): transmembrane protein transporter activity
Source: RefSeq, a predicted model, not a curated record
AUGUCUAGAAACUCGCUGCUGGCUUUGACCGCGGGCACUGCCGGUGCUAUUCUACUUGGCUAUUGUAUUUAUUACGAUCGAAAGCGCCGUUCCGAUCCCAAUUAUAAGCGGAAGGUGCAUGAGCGUCGCCAGAAGGUCAACACACUGCCGUUCGCCUACAAUGCGACCCACCGGCUCAACCUUUCCGAGCUCAACGAUCACGAGAUGGUGCAGCAUUAUUUCCAAAACGAGAUCAAGGUGGCCGAAGAUCUAUUCAGGCAGGCCAAAUUGGACAUGGGCCUCGUUCACCUGGCCAAUGCCAUCAUGGUCUGUGCCCAGCCCGUCGCCCUGCUUGAGGCCAUGAAGGUGGCCCUGCCAGAGCGCAUCUUUAAUAUGCUGCUGACCAAGCUGCCCGAGUUGCAGCUACCCGAACCCUUACCAGAGACCACAGAAAUAGAUCUUCCACUCGAUUGA